AGGGCGGGACUUUCUGGUUUUGAAGCGCAUGAAGAAGCAGUGAAAAGUCCUUCAUGAUUUGUGUCAGCCUCCACUCAUUAGCCCUGCAAAGUUUGCUUGUUCACGUGAGUGAAGAAGACUGAAGCAGAAACUCUCUUGACAUCCAGGCAGCCUGCAGACUUACUCUGUGAUCGUAAACAUGGCGUCUUCAGAGAUUGCACUUUUGAGUGUGUCGGACAAAACUGGACUUGUGGACUUCGCUAAAAGACUGGUGGAUGUGGGUCUGUCUCUGGUGGCCUCAGGUGGCACAGCUAAAGCCCUGCGAGAUGCUAAACUGGCUGUCAGGGAUGUGUCUGAGCUGACUGGACAUCCAGAGAUGCUGGGGGGCAGAGUGAAGACCCUCCAUCCUGCGGUCCACGGAGGAAUCCUGGCCAGGAAGACCCCCACUGACUCGGCAGACAUGGAGAAACUGGGCUACAGUCUGGUCAGAGUGGUGGUGUGCAACCUUUACCCGUUUGUGAAGACCGUCUCCAGCCCGAAUGUUACCGUUGAAGAUGCUGUGGAGCAGAUAGAUAUCGGUGGCGUAACUCUUUUGAGAGCAGCGGCCAAGAAUCACUCUCGGGUCACCAUUGUGUGUGAUCCUGCUGAUUAUCCUUUGGUCGCCAAGGAGAUGCAGAAUUCAGGAGACAAAGAUACAACCCUGGAAACCCGCAGGACUCUGGCUCUCAAAGCGUUCACACACACAGCGCAGUACGACGAGGCCAUAUCAGACUACUUCAGAGGUCAGCACAGCCGUGGUGUUUCCCAGUUGCCUCUGCGCUACGGCAUGAACCCUCACCAAGCUCCUGCACAGCUCUACACCCUGCGCCCAGCCCUCCCCCUCAAAGUGGUCAAUGGUUCCCCCGGCUUCAUUAACCUCUGUGACGCUCUGAACGCCUGGCAGCUGGUCAGAGAGUUAAAGAACGCCCUCGGCAUGGCUGCUGCCGCCUCCUUCAAACACGUCAGCCCCGCUGGCGCUGCAGUUGGAGUUCCUCUGACUGAGGAGGAAGCCAAAGUGUGCAUGGUGCAUGACAUGCUGACUGGUCUCACACCACUGGCGACAGCUUACGCCAGAGCAAGAGGUUCAGACAGAAUGUCUUCUUUUGGAGACUUCAUCGCUGUCUCAGAUGUGUGUGACGUCCCCACCGCCAAGAUUAUCUCCAGAGAGGUUUCUGAUGGUAUCAUUGCUCCUGGUUAUGAUGAGGAGGCGCUCAAGAUCCUCUCCAAAAAGAAGGGCGGCAACUACUGUGUGCUGCAGAUGGAUCCGGACUAUGAGCCUGAUGAGACCGAGGUGAGAGUGUUGUUUGGUCUCUACCUGAAACAAAAGAGGAACGGAGGUCUCAUCAAUAAGGAGUUCUUCAGCAACGUUGUCUCCAAGGGUUCUCUGUCUGAGGAAGCUGAGCGUGACCUCACCGUGGCCACCAUCGCUGUCAAGUACACUCAGUCGAACUCUGUCUGCUACGCUAAAGACGGACAGGUGAUCGGUAUCGGUGCAGGUCAGCAGUCUCGUAUCCACUGCACCCGCCUGGCAGGAGAUAAAGCUGAUAACUGGUGGCUGAGACACCACCCUCGCGUCCUCGGCAUGAAGUUCCGCAGCGGAGUGAAGAGAGCAGAGAUGGCCAAUGCAAUCGAUCAGUAUGUCAGCGACACCAUCGGAGAGGGCCCAGACUUGGCGGUCUGGAAGUCGAUGUACGAUGAGGUGCCUGAGCCUCUGUCAGAGACUGAGAAGAAGAACUGGAUCAGCUCCCUGCAGACUGUGGCUGUCAGCUCUGACGCCUUCUUCCCCUUCAGAGAUAAUAUAGACCGUGCCAAACGGAGCGGUGUCGAGUACAUCGCAGCUCCGGCGGGUUCUGCUGCUGACGCUGUUGUGAUUAAUGCCUGUAACGAGCAGGGCAUCACUCUGGUGCACACCAACAUGCGGCUCUUCCAUCACUGAGCACCUCAGCUCUUGUUCAGGUGUUCUUCAUGCUGCACUCACAGUUUAGCAUUAUCACUGAGUCCUAAUCUUUUUCUAACCUCACUGAUACUCAAAACAUUCCUCCCCUCAUCAUGCUGCAGCUUAAAGGUCACAGCUUCACUGUUUUGUAACACAUCUUUUGCAUUCCUGACUUGUGAACUUACAUUAGAGCGAUACAGCGACUGUUAACAUUCGUUCUAGGUCAUUCACUUUUCA
Molecule: messenger RNA, 2191 nt
Organism: Labrus mixtus (cuckoo wrasse)
Lineage: Eukaryota; Metazoa; Chordata; Actinopteri; Labriformes; Labridae
Gene: atic
Product: 5-aminoimidazole-4-carboxamide ribonucleotide formyltransferase/IMP cyclohydrolase
Exons: 15
Coding region: 179-1954 (591 amino acids)
Biological process (GO): 'de novo' IMP biosynthetic process
Cellular component (GO): cytosol
Molecular function (GO): IMP cyclohydrolase activity; phosphoribosylaminoimidazolecarboxamide formyltransferase activity
Source: RefSeq, a predicted model, not a curated record